Messenger RNA from Besnoitia besnoiti, 396 nucleotides. RefSeq lists its product as uncharacterized. The transcript is spliced from 2 exons. The coding region runs from base 1 to 396 and encodes 131 amino acids. NCBI's taxonomy places the organism in Eukaryota, Apicomplexa, Conoidasida, Eucoccidiorida, Sarcocystidae. The record is from RefSeq and is a predicted model, not a curated record.
AUGCCCGUCGUAGGCUUUUUCAUGUCGAGCGAUCCUUUUUCCGGCAUAGUGCAGGAGCUUAUUAGCGGCUACUUCCUUUUCCGAGCGAGGAGAGGGGGCCGUAUCGGCGCUCAAUCCACCCUGUACCUCCUGAUCGGGGUUUCCGCGCUCACGCCCUACCAGGGGGAGGCCGCUCACCGCGAGGCGAGGCACAGCAGCAUCGAGAGCAGACAAUGCACCGGGGAAGGGGGACACAGCGGCGCCCGAACUCACUUGAACAAAGGAAGGGCGGGCGGUGAACCGUGCAAGGCUCCCGCAGGAGAGUCCGGCACAACGCAAGGAUCGUUGUGGGGAGUCGUGGAGAACAGACGUGUAGCUCAAGGAUGCUUGCAACUCAUACGAGGCCUUGGCUUCUAA